Molecule: messenger RNA, 516 nt
Organism: Patiria miniata (bat star)
Lineage: Eukaryota; Metazoa; Echinodermata; Asteroidea; Valvatida; Asterinidae
Exons: 1
Coding region: 1-516 (171 amino acids)
Source: RefSeq, a predicted model, not a curated record
AUGGAACAACUCCUCGGCAAUAACACACUGGAGCCUGCAAUCCUGAAGCAGUUGUUCAUGCAACGCCUGCCAACAAAUAUCCAACUGAUCUUGGCCUCGACAAGCGACGUCGACAUCGCACAACUCGCUAAGCUCGCGGACAAAAUCGUUGAAGUUUCCCCAUCACCAGCUCAGGCCUGUGCUGCCGUUCCAGCACCAGCACUUGUUGCUGCAGUCAAGCCAUCCGCUGCAUCGGAAUUACAGUUGCUUCAAGCUCAAGUCGAAAAGCUCACGGCCCAGAUGGAGUUGUUGGUGCGCCAGAACCAGUAUCAACACGGUCGGUCGAGGAGCCGCAGUCGCGACCAAAGCCAGCACAGACGCGAUCGCAGUUCUUCCGCGUCGGGGGACAACCCUACUGAUUCCUGCUGGUACCAUUGGAAAUACGGGGACAAAGCUCGUAACUGCAAGGAAGCAUGCAACUACACACGCAACCACAGUUCCAACACGGCCCAGGGAAACCAGCAGGCCAGCGGAUAG